Messenger RNA from Paramecium sonneborni, 1066 nucleotides. Lineage: Eukaryota; Ciliophora; Oligohymenophorea; Peniculida; Parameciidae. The record is from the annotation of a GenBank genome assembly.
AUGAAAUAUUAUUUAUUUUAAAUAAAUUUAACUCUUUUAUAUUNAAAUGGAAUAAAGGUGGGUUAAUGGAAAACCAAUUUUAGAGGUGAUUGCAAUAAACCAAGUUAAUAGAUGUAUAUUUUAUACAAUUUUUAUAAGAGGUUCUGGAUAUUAUGAUAUGGAUGGAUAAAAAUAUGGUGAUUGGACAGAAAUUAAUAAAUACUUCUAUAAGUAUGAAUAAUUUAUAAAUUUCUAAUUAGAGAUGCUUAAAUAAUUAGAAAGGGCUAAUAUAAAAACAAUUAAAAAAUUGGAAUUUGGAGCACUCAUUUUAGAGAUCUUGGAAAGGAUUCAUAUUAAAAGAUGUAAUGAUAUUUAAUAUAAUUAUUUUUAGUGGGGGUGGCUUAUAUGAUAUUUAAGGUUUUAAGACAGGAAUUUGGUUUGAUUAAAGUUAUGCAUUUAAUUUGUAAGAAACCUAUUGAUGAUAAAUUAUUAGUGGUUCUGAAUUAAGUGAAAAUGGUGUAUACUAAAAUGGUCAAAGACAUGGGAGAUGGAAGAUUACUUAUGAUAAAAAAAUGAUGUAAUAAAAUAAAAAAAUUAUUUUAGUGGAGGAGGAUAUUAUGACAAUCAAGGUUAAAAGAUUAGAAAAUGGAGAGAAAUAAUUGAUAAUUUCAAUUAGUAAUAAUAUUAAUUAGGUCUAUUCUAUUAGAUAAGCUUAAGUUAUUUUUAGUGGCUCUUAUAAGAAUGGAAUAAAAGUUGGCUUAUGGGAAUAGUAUUAUAAAUAAGAUUAUCGUUUUGAUUUCAUGUAAUAAUAUCGUUGUAACAAUUAUUUAGUGGAUGUGGAUUAUAUGACAACUAAGGACUUAAAAUUGGCAUUUGGAUAGAUCUAAUCCAAGAUUUUACUUUGUAUCUUUAUUUAUUUUAUUCUUUAAUUAUCAGUUGGAACUAAGUUAUUUAUAUUGGUCAGUACAUAUAAGAUACAAAAGUUGGAACUUGGAUCUAGAAGCAGAAAGACCCUUAAAAAUAUGAAAAAGAAUUUGUAUAAAUGUAAAAUUAUUAUACUAUUUAAAGAGGUGAAUAAAAUUAUUGA